Molecule: messenger RNA, 3429 nt
Organism: Cynara cardunculus var. scolymus (artichoke)
Lineage: Eukaryota; Viridiplantae; Streptophyta; Magnoliopsida; Asterales; Asteraceae
Product: 5'-3' exoribonuclease 4
Exons: 22
Coding region: 159-2939 (926 amino acids)
Biological process (GO): nuclear-transcribed mRNA catabolic process
Cellular component (GO): nucleus
Molecular function (GO): zinc ion binding; 5'-3' RNA exonuclease activity; RNA binding
Source: RefSeq, a predicted model, not a curated record
AUUUUAUCUGACAAAAGUCGGUCAAUCAAGUUAGGUUUUGGGCGUUUACACAAUUCUUUGUUGAUUGGCCUUCUGUUUCUUCAAGAACCCACAAUACAUACGUACAUUGAGCGAGCAGAGCAACACAGACAACUAGCAAAGUUUGAAAAGCAAGAUCAAUGGGUGUGCCGGCGUUUUACAGGUGGUUGGCUGACCGGUACCCUAAAUCAAUAUCGGACGCCGUGGAGGAAGAAGCUGUCGAGGGAAACGAGGUUGAAUUGCUAAGGCCGAACCCUAACAACAUCGAGUUUGAUAACUUGUACCUGGACAUGAAUGGGAUUAUCCACCCCUGUUUUCACCCCGAAGGAAAGCCUGGUCCGGCUACAUAUGACGAAGUAUUUAAGUCAAUAUUUGACUACAUUGAUCAUCUCUUCUCAUUGGUGCGGCCUAGAAAAAUUCUGUACAUGGCAAUAGACGGUGUGGCUCCCAGAGCCAAAAUGAAUCAACAGAGGUCUCGCCGUUUUAGGGCUGCUAAAGAUGCCGCUGAAGCAGAAGCUGAAGAGGAGAGGUUGAGAAAUGAGUUUGAAGCUCAGGGAGCUGCACUUGCUCCUAAAGAGAAGCUUGAAACAUCUGAUUCAAAUGUCAUCACUCCUGGCACUCAGUUUAUGUCUGUGCUUUCUGUAGCUCUUCAGUAUUUUAUACAAUGUAGAUUGAAUCACAAUCCUGGUUGGCAGUAUACAAAGGUGAUUCUUUCCGACUCGAAUGUUCCUGGUGAGGGAGAGCACAAAGUAAUGUCGUUUAUUCGAUUACAGCGUAACCUUCCUGGUUUCAAUCCUAACACUCGACACUGCCUCUAUGGAUUGGAUGCAGAUCUUAUUAUGCUGGCUCUAGCCACUCAUGAGGUUCACUUCUCAAUAUUGAGGGAGGUGAUCACACUGCCUGGGCAGCAGGAGAAAUGUUUUCAAUGUGGAAAAGUAGGUCAUCUAGCUGCUGAGUGUCAUGGUUCUGCUGUGAAUGGGAAGGCUUUAAAGGAUAUCCCAAUUCACAAAAAGAAAUAUCAGUUCCUCAACAUCUGGGUGUUGCGAGAAUAUUUGCAAUAUGAUUUGGAGAUUCCGAGUCCUCCUUUUGAGGUCAACCUGGAAAGACUGGUGGAUGAUUUUGUUUUUCUCUGCUUUUUUGUGGGCAAUGACUUUCUUCCACAUAUGCCAACACUAGAGAUUCGAGAGGGUGCCAUAAAUCUGCUGAUGCAAAUCUAUAGAAGAGAGUUUGCUGCGAUGGGUGGUUAUCUUACUGACUCGGGAGAGGUCUUGCUGGACAGAGUUGAGCAUUUUAUUCAGGCAGUUGCAGUUCAUGAAGACCAAAUAUUUCAAAAGCGGGCCCGCAUACAGAAGUCAUACGAGUACAAUGAAGAGAUGAGACGUAAAGCAAGACAAGAGGUUGAUGAGGAGCCUCCGGCUCCAGUGGUGGACAAGGUCAAAUUGGGGGAACCUGGGUACAAGGAAAGGUAUUAUCGCGAGAAGUUAAAUGUGUCAGAUCCAAAGGAGGUUGAAGAGGUUAAGAGGGAAAUGGUAUUGCAUUAUGUGGAAGGAUUAUGCUGGGUUUGCCGAUAUUACUAUCAGGGCGUCUGUUCUUGGCUGUGGUAUUAUCCAUAUCAUUAUGCCCCAUUUGCCUCUGACCUUAAAGAUUUAGCUGAUUUGGAAAUUACUUUUUUCCUGGGAGAGCCAUUUAAACCCUUUGAUCAACUUAUGGGAACCCUGCCAGCUGCAAGUUCAAGUGCUCUACCUGACAAUUACAGAAAACUGAUGAAUGAUCCAUCAUCACCUAUAAUCGAGUUCUACCCUCUUGAUUUUGACAUCGACAUGAACGGAAAGCGUUUUUCAUGGCAGGGAGUAGCCAAAUUGCCAUUCAUUGACGAGAAGAAGCUACUCACUGAAACGAGAAAGCUCGAGGACACUUUAACAUUUGAAGAGCAAGCUCGGAAUCGUGUUUUGUGUGAUUUGUUAUACGUAUCUCCACGUAAUAGAUUGGCUCCACAAAUUUUCGCGUACUACAACUUUUUCAAUCAAAUGCACCCUAGUCAACGAUCGGCCUGGCCAGUUGACGUGAAUGCUAGUGAUGGAAUGAACGGAUAUUUGUGGUUGAGUGAGAGAAAUGGUUGCAGAUUGGUUCUUCCUUCCCCUAUCAGUGGCUUGGGGGAUCUUAUGGAAAACCGUGUCUUAAACGCUACUUAUUUAAAUCCACUUCCCCAUAGACACAUUCCAGAACCUCCGAAAGGCGUAGCCAUGCCAAAGAAGAUUCUGAAACCUUUUGACGUCAAACCGUUGCCUGUGUUAUGGCAUGAAGACAAUAGUGGUCGCCGCUCACAAGGCAGAGAUAGUAGGCCACAAGUACCGGGGGCAAUACAUGGAAAUGUGUUGGGAGAAGCCGCUCAUCGUCUCCUGAAAAACUCACUAAAUAUCAGAUCCAGUGGUUCGUCUUCAGGGUUCUUUGAGCAACCCCAGUACCAAAAUGGUCCAGGCAACAACCUGCAACAUAGGCCAAGACCAGCUGGACCUUCGGGCCACGGAAGGUAUUCUAAUGAAGAUCCAAACUUUUAUCACGGAUAUCCCAAUCCUCGAAGUGUAAUGCCUAGACCCAGAUUUGGGGUCUCCCCUCCUAAUCACAUGCAAGCCAAUAGACCGAAUUCAAACACAUAUCAAGACCAGUAUCAAGACCUCAGAAAUGGCAUGUCUGCUUUAACCAUGGAAAGUGGGACCAGAAACAGACAAUUUCCAGUUAGGAUGCCACAACUCCAGAACCUGAAUAACCAUAACCAUGGUCCCCUUCCAUCUCCACCAUCUACAUGGAUCAAUAGACUCCCCAUGGGAGCGGAUAUAGGUCCAUGGUCUUACCAAAAACAAGUAAAGAAUAUUUAUACAAUCAAGACUAGGGUUUCACAGAAUUCUGAUCCUGGAGUCUAGGGACCGUUUACCAACACAAACUGGGUAUGCGUUGACCGGGUGAAAGUCACCACCCUCACUUAAUGGGUAAGAUUCUCAGUCAGCAAAAUGGUCCAGUAAGAUUGUUGGUAAACACCAUCAUCUUUGACCUGGUAAGCGUCUCUUACCCGGUAAGAGGCAGUAAGUGUUCAGUAAAAAGCCUCUUAAAAGUGAUGGUGAUUUGUAUCUUGGUGUAACCAUGUGCUUGAUGUAAAAGUAUUCAAGAAAGUACCGUUCUCGCUACAGUGGCUUCGUGACAGUGCGAGCUUCAGUAGGUUAGAAACCUUUGAGGCUUGUUUUGUUGUAUAUUUCUUCGUGUAUAUGACAUGAUUAGUGACAUUUAUUGGAAGGAUAGAAAGAAGUGGUUCACUUGGUUCAGCAGCAUACCCCCUUAAGUAUUCACAUGGGGUUGCUGAUACAACACUGUAACAACUUGUUUUUAUUACCUCAUGAAAUUUCUUUAGCUUAAUUC